Messenger RNA from Adineta ricciae, 1437 nucleotides. Lineage: Eukaryota; Metazoa; Rotifera; Eurotatoria; Adinetida; Adinetidae. The record is from the annotation of a GenBank genome assembly.
AUGUCAACGGCAUACCCACGUAAUAACUCGUUUGGCAUGGAUGACGACGAACUAUUACAAACGAAUACUUAUCGCAAUUCAUUUCUGAAUGAUGAUCUCGACAAUGGAGAAAAUUUCGAGCAUAGUAAUUCGACACUUCACCAUUCAGGAGUUGCACUUGACAAAACUCGAUCGUCGUUGUAUCAAACAGGACAGCAACCUGAAAAAAGUCGAUUGUCUCUGAAUCCAGACGGAUCAUUUCCUGAGAAAACUCGUUCAACAUUACUUCCGACAUCGAAUAAUAACUCUGAGGUUAACAUUCAGACUAAUAAUGCAACCGAACCACAUGAACAUCGCCAUCGCCACCAACAUCAUCAUCAUAAGCAUGCACACCAUCAUCAUGAUCAUGAACAUCAUCACCAUCAACAUACACAUGAACACGUCCAUGAACAGGAACCUCACGAACAUAUACACCAUCAUCACCACCAUGAACCUGAACCUCAUGAGCACGUACAUCAUGUUCAUGAUCAUGAUCAUCACCAUCACGGACAUGAUCAUCAACAUCAUCAUGAACAUACAACAUCGCUACCUCCAAUCCAUAAUCAUCAACUUUCCGACACUCCGUCGGCUCUGACGAUUCGUCGACACACUCCCGGUGUGACCGACCCAACAUUAUACAAUUUUCCUGUGAGUUAUUCACCAGAACGCAUAUAUUCCACCCCGGUACAUAAUGUUUCAUUGCCACCAAAUGUACAUGUUACCGUCAGACGCAAUAUUCCUCAAGCAGAGCACACCCUUAUUCAGCCUAUUCUUUAUCCAGUGGCUAUCUAUCAUAAUUCAUCGGCUCCUCAACAACGAAAAGAAUCGCCUAAACCACGCACGCCGAAACGAACUCGACCAGAGCCAAAACCACCGACUCCAAAGCCACCGACACCAAAGCCCAGAACACCUAUGAGGACUUCUCCCAUCCCUCCAGUCUCUCCAGCGAGACGCACACCACCACCACCACCACCACCACCACCUAAGCCACGGCCACCAGUGAAGUCUCCAGUGAAAUCUCCAAUAAAGCCUGCGCCCAAACCACGACCACUGCCUGUAUCACCAGUUCAACCUGAACCAGAGCCAAGUCCUGUGCCACCACCACCACCACCAAAAGCUAAGAAUGUAUUAUUUCGAAAACCUAUUCGUACUGACGAUGUACAGUCAACUGUACAACGAAUCAGCAAAACACAAAUAAUAUCGCCGAGACGAACCACUCGAGUAGUUGUUCAAGAACCUCCUGGGUAUAGUCAGUCUUAUCGACGAUCUUCUGUCUAUCCAACUGCUCGACGAACAGUUUCAUAUCGAACAGUGCCUGGUAUGACAACGCGAGAAAUGGAAAAUGAAGAGAUGGAUGAUACUGGAGCUCCUAUAUAUGUACAAACACCACGAGUACAAACUGUUACUUUUCGAACUUGA